Molecule: messenger RNA, 709 nt
Organism: Cucurbita maxima (winter squash)
Lineage: Eukaryota; Viridiplantae; Streptophyta; Magnoliopsida; Cucurbitales; Cucurbitaceae
Product: mediator of RNA polymerase II transcription subunit 15a-like
Exons: 4
Coding region: 184-516 (110 amino acids)
Biological process (GO): regulation of DNA-templated transcription
Molecular function (GO): chromatin DNA binding; transcription coactivator activity
Source: RefSeq, a predicted model, not a curated record
GAUAUUACACCAAACCUCAAAGCCCAAUCCAACAAGCUUACAGACUCGACUCCAAUGCGACUAAGACUGGACUCCAAUGUGACUACGACUGGUCUAGGUCAGUUGCCCAAUCCAACAUCUGUUGACUGAUUCAAAGAUUUCAAGAGGGUUUUGACGCAAUUUAGAUUGUUUCGAAACUUUUGAAUGGAUUCAAAUCAUUUGGGGCCUACUCAAGGUGGAGAAUCCGGAGUCGAUGCUGGGGAUUGGAGGUCUCAAUUGCAGCCGGAAUCUCGGCAUCGAAUUGUCAACAAGAUAAUUGAGACAUUGAAGAGGCACCUUCCUGUUUCGAGUCCGGAGGGAUCGAGUGAGGUGAGGAAAAUUGCUGUAAGGUUCGAGGAAAAGGUUUACACUGUCGCUACCAGUCAGUCAGAUUACCUAAGGAAAAUAUCUCUGAGGAUGCUUUCUAUGGAAACCAAGUCUGGGACGACCCCUGCAUUACCAUCAAUGUCUGGGCCUAUGGCUUCCAAUCAACCUUAGCCACGCCUGCAAUUACUCUCCCAGAACAUCCAAAAUAACACUGCUCCUAAUGUAUUUAACAACUCUGUGAGGCCAAUAAUGUAAAUAUACUUUAUUCGCUAAUAAGGUAAAUGACUCUACUAUUAUUAGAACGUUUCAUUGCUUAGAAUAAGAUAUUAUGAGAUAUUAUAUGAUAAUUGAAACUAUUCUGAAU